AUGCACAUGAAAACUGUGCUGCUCCUCCUCAUCCUGGCUUUAGCCACGAUAUUUGCUUUAGUCUGUGUGUUGCUGACCAGAGGAAGGGCCCCCAGCACCUGCCAGCACCAGCCCCGGGAGCAGGAGGACGCCGAUGACGGCCAGAGCCUGGUCUUUGCCGAUCUGACACCCGAAGAGAUGGUGCAAGUGGUGCGGUACCUGCAGGGAAACCUUGGGGUGCAGCUGGUCGAUGCCUCGCGUGCAAAACCCUCCGACAACUGCAUCGCCUCCGUCGACGUGCAGGUCCCCGCCAAGGCAGAGGUGCUGCGGUUCCUGGAUGGUGGUGGGGCUCGCCCCCCCCGGGAGGCGCUGGCUGUGCUGUACUUUGGGAACCAGCCAGACCCCAACGUCACCGAGUACGUGGUGGGUCCGCUGCCGACGCCAGCGUAUCACCGGGACGUCACAGUGCAGAAGUACGGGGGGAAGGUGCCGUACCACCGCAGACCAACACUGGCUGUUGAAUACAAACAGAUGGCAGGGUUUUUAAAAAGCCAAGUGUUCCCCACAGCUCCAUCUUUCAUGCGUCAAGUAAUGGAGUAUGAUGGAGCCAGUCUAGCAGCCCUGACAGCCGCCCCCCGUGGAUUCCAGUCUGGAGAUCGGAUCACCUGGUUCGUUUUGUUUCAGAACGUGAGUGGGUUCUUUGUGCACCCGGUGGGGCUGGAGGUGCUGGUGGACCACAGCAGCCUGGACAUCUCCCGGUGGGCGGUGAACAGGGUCUUCUACAACGGGCAGUACUACAGGGACAUGGUUCAGCUGGAGAGUGCCUACGUGCAGGGUCGCAUCAGCGUGGAGAAGGCCUGGAGCUUUGCCUUUGGGAUGAGCGUGAACACCGGCCUGCGCCUGUUUGACAUCCGACACAAGGGGGAGAGGGUUGCCUAUGAAAUCGGCAUCCAAGAGGCGUUGUCAGUGUACGGCUCCAACUGCCCUGGAGGGAUGUCAACGAGAACGGGGCCAUCGAAGGCAAGGUCCAGGCCACGGGAGUCACGGUUUUUGGCGGCGGAUCCCUGUGGAGGGUUAUUUGAGUCCAGGAGCAGCUCCUUCUGCACCGUCUGGUGGGCUGAGCAGUGA
Pygoscelis adeliae (Adelie penguin) is the source of this 1107-nucleotide messenger RNA. Its product is annotated as retina-specific copper amine oxidase-like. Gene Ontology annotation, biological process: amine metabolic process. NCBI's taxonomy places the organism in Eukaryota, Metazoa, Chordata, Aves, Sphenisciformes, Spheniscidae. The transcript is spliced from 4 exons. The coding region runs from base 1 to 1107 and encodes 368 amino acids. Gene Ontology annotation, cellular component: plasma membrane. Gene Ontology annotation, molecular function: primary methylamine oxidase activity; quinone binding; copper ion binding. The record is from RefSeq and is a predicted model, not a curated record.